CCCUCUGCCUGAUCAGAGCGGCUGCGCUGUCUGGCGGCUUCACUCGGUCCGCCCGCUUCACCUCGCCGCCGCUGAUUCGCGCACAUUCACGGAAACAUGGUACAGAAGGCCGUGUGUGUCCUCAAAGGCACCGGAGAGGUGACCGGUACGGUUCACUUCGAGCAGCAGGAUGAAGGUGCUCCAGUGAAGCUUACAGGAGAGAUCUCUGGCCUCACCGCUGGCCUGCAUGGAUUUCACGUCCAUGCUUUUGGAGACAACACGAAUGGCUGCAUAAGUGCAGGACCUCACUACAACCCCCACAACAAAACCCACGGUGGACCUACUGAUGAAGUCAGGCACGUUGGAGAUCUGGGUAAUGUGACUGCUGGGGAUGAUGGUGUUGCCAAAAUAGACAUUGAGGAUAAAAUGCUGUCACUGAGUGGGCCGUACUCGAUCAUUGGGAGGACCAUGGUGAUUCAUGAGAAGGUGGAUGACUUGGGUAAAGGAGGUGAUGAAGAAAGUCUCAAGACUGGUAAUGCUGGUGGUCGCCUGGCCUGUGGUGUUAUUGGCAUCACUCAGUGAGGCAGACUCCAACACCAGCUGCCUCAUUUUAGCACUGGAACAACUCAGACCGCUCAGCGACCAAUGCAGCUGCCCUGUCCGCCACUUAACCUGUCGAAGUCUAAAAGUUUAUUUUUUACAGAAUUUAGAGAGAACUUGUGUACCCGUGACAUAGCUGUCUGUAUCUUGUUUCCUGCAGUGCACUUACGCCUGGCAAUCAGUUGAUUUUGUUUUCUUGGCAAAAUGAUAAGGCUGCGGCAGUGACGUUUAUUUUCUCUGGAUUCCCACUUGUCCAAUAAACAUUUGCUGGAUACCA
This is a messenger RNA of Pygocentrus nattereri (red-bellied piranha), 856 nucleotides long. It is a transcript of the gene sod1, whose product is annotated as superoxide dismutase 1, soluble. The transcript is spliced from 5 exons. The record is from RefSeq and is a predicted model, not a curated record. Gene Ontology annotation, cellular component: peroxisome; cytosol; mitochondrion. Gene Ontology annotation, molecular function: copper ion binding; superoxide dismutase activity. Gene Ontology annotation, biological process: removal of superoxide radicals. Bases 97 to 561 code for a protein of 154 amino acids. Lineage: Eukaryota; Metazoa; Chordata; Actinopteri; Characiformes; Serrasalmidae.